AGCGCAGACCUGUUCACUUUCUACGUUUUGAAGUGUGCAUCCGAACGUCUUCCAGUUGCCAGAGGCUUCGCGCGCGUUGAUCACCAUUCGCAAGCUGCCCCGAGCAAACAGAGCAAGGCGUUCUUGAUUCCUCAUUCGACCCUUGACGUCCCUUUGCAACACUCUGACUCGGACUGCAUCCAGGGACGCCUCUUGCGCCUGUCGUGAUCAGCACCGCUCGAAAGCUUGGAACGCUAUGAAACACGGGCUUCAUCGAAACAGCAGCAGCACAGGGAGCAGCACAUCUGCUUCUACUGCUGCUCCCAAAACUCCCGAGGAUCUGCGUGCAGGCGAAUCCUUUUGGUUUCCAAAGACUGCAUCGAUGGAAGGGUCAGGUGCAAAGGCUUCCUUGCUCAUGCGUUCGGAUAUCGCCACGGCGCCCUCCAUUUCGCGCCACGAUGCGACGGGCAGCACUUUGAUGGGGAGCGCACUUUCGGAUUCUGAAGACGAAGAGGCAGGCAGCGCAACACAGUCAGCCGAAGCUUCGACGUCCACUACGAGUCGAAGGAGGUCGGAUUCGACGAACAAGUCGAGCGCCACCAGCGCCGCCCUCAACGGCGAUGCUGAUAGUGCGGUCCGAGGUCUGACUCGUCGCGGUCGACCUCGGAAGUUGUUUCGCUAUCUAAAAGAUCUGGGAGAGGUGCCGGGCGUCGACUUGAGACCUGUAUCUGCGUAUGACCCUAAAGAUGGGAGCAGCGUCCCUUGCUCGCCCCCAAAGCGCGGAGCUUCUUUGGUGGAUGAUGGAAAUGGCUUGAAACGUAGACGCAUAAAGAAGGUCGCAAAGGCUUGCGUCUUUUGCAAGAGGAGUCACAUGACCUGCGAUGAUGAGAGACCAUGUAGAAGGUGUCACAAGCGGGGAAUUGCGCACAUGUGCGCGGACGAAGAGCCCAUCGCGACUGCGGCUGCCAUCGCAGGACCUAGUAGUCCGCCGCCUGACGUGGAGGAACAUUCGAAGAAGACUUUGAGAGGCAGGAAACGGAGAUGCAGCGCUUCUAACGCAACCAAUGGACAACCCCAAAGCACCGCCGAGGUCAAGAGGACGAGCAGGCGCAAGACGCUCGAGCCAAUACCAUCUCGUCCAGCAUCACCCGUGUCCUCUCAGGUCGGGCCCGAAACUGGCGACAGCUCUAGAUCACGAACUUCGAAAAUAGCUCCGAGCGCUGUGCUCAUGCCAGCCUUGACUCGCGACACUCCGAAGGAAGAUGAGGCCUACUUUGGCAGCGUCGACUUGGCACACCUAGCCAAGACGAGCUCAGAUCCGAGUUGCUCCCAGAUGCCCUCGCACGCCGCCCGGCACGUCGGUGUUUCGUCCAACGUGGAGAGGCUAGCUCCAAGCGACCCUGCUCCUCUCCUCUCGUUGGAUCAACUCUCACCCAAUGGGCAACUGCAAAUCCCAAGUGGCGAGCUGUUUUGGGCAGCUUUCCCACAGACAAGUGGAACGUCCGCCUCGGGUCUAGUGGCAGGGAGCGGUUUGACGCCGGGUCAGUUUGGUUUUGGGGUCGGAAGCGGUUUGACACCUUUUGAAACGUACUUGCGCGAGAAUUACCGCGAGCCGAUAGGUGAUCUACUGCUCACUCCGGGAGCUAUGGCGCCUUCAGGCCAAGCGAGGCAACAACAACAACAACAACAGCAGCACCAUCUCCAACCACCGCUCUUGACUCCUUUGGGCAGCUUUCGCAUCAGCGAUGGCUCUUUGCAGAAUGUACCAACCUUCACUCAGCUCGAUGGUAACACCAGCAAGACCGCGUCGCGAGGGUUAGAAAGCGGACGUGAAGCGUCCAAUGCCGAAGCUACUGGACCGAACAUUGCGUCUACAGCAAGCGCUGAUGCCGGCGCAACGCUCGCCGCAUUUGGGACCGGCUUGCAACAAUAUGCAGCGCUGAAAAAACCAUUCACCUUGUCCAUACCCUCAACAGCCACUGCCAAGGCGUCCGUGUCGCAAGUGGAGCUAGCCGAUGGGGAGGCGAAAGAGUAUGAGCACCUCAAGUCUAGAAUCGCUUCAGCUUUGACGUCCGACCAGCAUCAUGCAUGGUCUUCCGCCCUUCAGGGCAGAAUGGCACGAGCCUUGGAGAGCCUUCGAGGUGCGAUCUCAGCCAAGAUGAUGGGAUUGAACGAGUCGGAGACGCAAAGACUGAGCAUCGACUUUGCGCGAGUGCACGCACAUUACAAGCACGCUGUGCUGGAGAGCGUGUCCGCACCCAUGCUGCUGCUCACCAGAUGGGGCCGUGUAUGUGACAUCAACUCGCAUCUAGUUGACCUGCUGCGACUAGACGCUUGCCAAUUUGAUCUGUCGAUUGUAGGCAUGGAGGACUUUCUGUGUCCUGGAUUGGCAGUACAUAUCUUUGAGCACUACGCAACAGUGCUGCAAAGCCCCAAGACGAAUGAAGCGAUUCGAGCGACUGGCGACAUCGUGUCGCCCGCAGCUCGAAGGUACGCUCUGGACAAGUCGAGGCUUCCCCGCAGCACGCCGGCACCGACGAUGACAGGUCGUGCGCGCACUGCCGACGAGGAUGCCGCGCUCGCGAGAUUGGUCGGUGGUGUACCUUGCGCCAUCUCCUUUCAGCUCGUCUGCUCCGCUCAUGGAGUCCCGCUGAUGGGCGUGGCCACUCUGCUACCCAUCGAAGCGCGAAUCUCUUGAAGAGCCGUAUCUCCGCCCCUGGGAGCCCCAAUGCAAAUCGCGCUACUUCUUUCGGCAAAUUUUUCUGCAUUCUCUGUGCUCUAGCAGCUCUCUGUACUUGCGAAUAUUGUAUUUCUUCCGUUGGAACCGACACUCACGCUUCAUGGAC
Messenger RNA from Ceraceosorus guamensis, 2825 nucleotides. RefSeq lists its product as hypothetical. Gene Ontology annotation, molecular function: RNA polymerase II transcription regulatory region sequence-specific DNA binding; zinc ion binding; DNA-binding transcription factor activity, RNA polymerase II-specific. Lineage: Eukaryota; Fungi; Basidiomycota; Exobasidiomycetes; Ceraceosorales; Ceraceosoraceae. The record is from RefSeq and is a predicted model, not a curated record. The coding region runs from base 236 to 2677 and encodes 813 amino acids. Gene Ontology annotation, biological process: regulation of DNA-templated transcription. Gene Ontology annotation, cellular component: nucleus. The transcript is spliced from 6 exons.